Molecule: messenger RNA, 864 nt
Organism: Sphaeramia orbicularis (orbiculate cardinalfish)
Lineage: Eukaryota; Metazoa; Chordata; Actinopteri; Kurtiformes; Apogonidae
Product: somatostatin receptor type 5-like
Exons: 1
Coding region: 1-864 (287 amino acids)
Biological process (GO): positive regulation of Rho protein signal transduction; phospholipase C-activating G protein-coupled receptor signaling pathway
Cellular component (GO): plasma membrane
Molecular function (GO): lysophosphatidic acid receptor activity
Source: RefSeq, a predicted model, not a curated record
AUGGCCGCCAACGCCUCGUCCGACCACGACCCCGCGCUGUGUGUUUGGGCUACUGUCGUCCUCACCGCUGGACAGUCGGUCCAGAUCGUCCUCGUCCUUCCUCUGUCUCUGCUCGUGCUCUGUCUGGGAUUCCAGCGAUGGCGGCGGCAGAGGACUGUUCCCAUCAGCCACUGCGACUUCUUUUCCUAUAACUUAGCCAUCAUGGAGCUGAUUGGAGUCUUGGGGAGUGUUUUCUCCCUUUCUUACACUAUAACCCACGUUCCUAUUUCUUUAACAAUGGGGAUCGUUCUGGGGGCGUUCCCGUGGACUGGACAGAUGGUGUUUCCCAUCUUCACCUGUGUGGACCGAUACUUGGCCGUCGUUCACCCCAUCACCUACAUGAGACUCAAACAUGGCGGUGGGAGGAGGAUUAGACAGAUCAGUGCUGCCUUAAUUUGGCUGAUGAGUUUCACUUCGUUCGGCUUUGUAUUCUUUAUCGAUAAGUACCCUCGGUUGGCCUACAUACCAAGUGCCUGCCAAAUGCCUGUGUUUUUAAUUAUCAUGACUUUCUGUUGUGUGUCCACUCUCUGCGUUCUGAUUGGUCCUCGCCCGGGGGAGGGGCCCAGAGACAGGCAGAGAGUUGAUAGGUCAAAGCAGAGGGCCUGCAUCAUCAUCCUCAUGAUAAUGGUGGUGUUGUGCAUUCGAUUUGGAGGGACUCUGUUUCAAAAUGUGAUCAUUUCUUUUGCAACCAGUCCGUGUAGAAUAUAUAUGAUCCACACGACUCUGGUGUGGUUCAACCUGCCCUGCAGUCUGGUGUUACCUCUGCUGUAUCUGCACAGAGCACGGACACUACAACACAGGGAACACAACACACAGUCACAAUAA